AUGGAGGAAGGCAAAGCUGAUAAUGGAUUCCUAAGCGAAGUAACGGCAGAAACUACACAGCCAGUUGUUUCUGUACAGGAGAAGCAAACAGGAGAUCAUGAGAAAACUUUAAAGGCACAUAAGGAAGGCAAGCCUCAGAAAUUGCUGGAAAUGAACGGGCAUACAUCGGUGCCGCACUCCUACGACUAUGAUCUCAUUGUCAUUGGUGGGGGCUCAGGUGGUCUGGCAGCUGCCAAGGAGGCUGCCAAAUAUGAAAAGAAAGUGAUGGUACUGGACUUUGUCACGCCUACACCUCUGGGAAACUCAUGGGGUCUUGGAGGAACAUGUGUAAAUGUGGGCUGUAUACCUAAAAAAUUGAUGCACCAGGCAGCUUUACUAGGACAGGCCUUGCAAGAUUCACGCAAAUUUGGAUGGCAGUUUACAGAAGAAGUCAAACACAACUGGAUGACUAUGACAGAAUCUGUUCAGAAUUACAUUGGGUCACUGAACUGGGGCUAUCGGGUUGCACUGCGAGAGAAGAAGGUCACAUAUGAGAAUGCAUACGGAGAAUUUGUUGGGCCACACACAGUUAAGGCAACAAAUAAAAGAGGAGUUGAGAAGCUGUACACAGCUGAGAGAUUUCUCAUUGCCACUGGUGAACGGCCACGUUACCUGGGUAUACCGGGAGACAAGGAGUACUGCAUUAGUUCUGAUGAUCUUUUCUCUCUGCCUUACUGUCCAGGGAAAACCCUGGUGGUUGGAGCUUCCUAUGUGGCCUUGGAAUGUGCAGGAUUUCUUGCAGGUCUCGGAUUAGAUGUCACUGUGAUGGUGAGAUCCAUUCUCUUACGAGGAUUUGACCAGGAUAUUGCAAACAAAAUUGGUGAAUAUAUGGAGGAACAUGGAAUCAACUUUAUUCGGGAGUUUGUGCCGAUCAAGGUUGAGCAGAUUGAGGAAGGAACUCCUGGAAGACUGAAAGUUAUAGCCAAGUCCACAAAGGGGGACCAAAUAAUUGAAGGGGAAUACAAUACUCAGAACAUUUACAUCUUUUUUCUUGUUAUUUCAAAUUGCAGAACAGGAAAAAUUCCUGUCAGUGAUGAGGAGCAAACAAACGUGCCAUAUAUCUAUGCUGUUGGAGAUAUACUGCAGGACAAGCUGGAACUCACACCAGUGGCAAUCCAGGCAGGAAGAUUGUUAGUUCAAAGGCUUUAUGCUGGGGCAACCAGUAAGUGUGACUAUGUGAAUGUUCCAACCACUGUGUUCACUCCUUUGGAGUAUGGAGCCUGUGGGUAUUCUGAAGAGGCUGCGGUGGAGAAGUUUGGGGAGGAAAACAUUGAGGUGUACCAUAGUCAUUUCUGGCCACUGGAAUGGACUGUGCCAUCCAGAGACAACAACAAAUGCUAUGCGAAGAUAAUUUGCAAUAUUCAAGACAGCGAGAGGGUCAUUGGUUUCCAUGUCCUUGGUCCAAAUGCUGGAGAAGUCACCCAAGGGUUUGCAGCUGCGAUUAAGUGUGGGUUGACCAAAGAGCAGCUGGAUAGCACCAUAGGAAUUCACCCCGUCUGUGCAGAGAUAUUCACUACUCUUACUGUGACUAAGCGUUCUGGUGAAAGUACCCUUCAGGCUGGAUGCUGA
Messenger RNA from Opisthocomus hoazin, 1608 nucleotides. The record is from RefSeq and is a predicted model, not a curated record. NCBI's taxonomy places the organism in Eukaryota, Metazoa, Chordata, Aves, Opisthocomiformes, Opisthocomidae.